This is a messenger RNA of Cokeromyces recurvatus, 1288 nucleotides long. RefSeq names its product glycoside hydrolase superfamily. Bases 29 to 1183 code for a protein of 384 amino acids. The transcript has a single exon. The record is from RefSeq and is a predicted model, not a curated record. Gene Ontology annotation, molecular function: beta-glucosidase activity. Gene Ontology annotation, biological process: glucan catabolic process. Lineage: Eukaryota; Fungi; Mucoromycota; Mucoromycetes; Mucorales; Mucoraceae. Gene Ontology annotation, cellular component: extracellular region; cell surface.
CUUUUGUAUCUUUUAUAAAUAGAGGAAUAUGGGCAAUUCUUGUAAGGUAUUUAUUAGAUCUUUUAGCAUUAUUAUUAUAGCAUUAUUAUUAUCGGUUAAAGCCUCUCCUAUUUCUCAUAUAAAGCACCAUAAUGGUACAGUUUAUAAUUACUGGACCACAAAGGCUUGGGGUGCUAAUUUGGGUAACUGGCUUAUUCUUGAGAAAUGGAUGGAUUCCUCUAUUUUUGAUAAAUAUGCUCCUAAAGCGGUCGACGAAUGGACCUUUUGUCAGCACGCAACUAAUCCUGCAAAAGCAUUAGAAGAACAUUGGAAUUCUUGGGUUAGGGAGGACGAUUUUAAAAUUCUUGCUAGUGUACAUGCUAACCAUGUGCGUAUUCCAGUUGGUUAUUGGGCCUUUAUUACACCUGAUUCCGGAGAACCUUAUGUCUCUAGUGGCCAAAAGAAACAAAUUGAACGUAUCCUUCAGUAUUGUAACACUUAUAAUAUGUACGCUAUUAUUGAUUUGCAUGGACUUCCUGGCUCCCAAAAUGGUGAAGCCCAUUCUGGUCAUAUUGGCCCCAUUCAAUUUUAUUCCGAUUACAAUAUUGAACGUAGUAUCAAGACAAUACGUGCCAUUGUUGAUUGGAUGAAUGGACUUGACUAUGUCUUAAAAAGUAGAAUUGCCUCUAUUCAAUCUGCUAAUGAACCUAGGAUUGUAAAAGACAAUCAAUUGAACAUACUCAAGAAAUAUUAUAAUGAUGCCUUUCAUAUUAUUGAUGCAUCGCCAUAUAAAGUGCCUAUGAUAUUUCAUGAUGCAUUCCAAGGCCUUAGUGCUUGGAAUGACUUUUUACCCGUUCCUGCUAAUGCAGUAAUCGAUCUUCAUUCUUACUUUGCCUUCCCUCCUAUCUCAGAUACAAAGUCGAUUAUCAGUUCUAUUUGUAGUAUUGAAUCUCCUGCUCAACAUUUUCAUUUACCCGUCUUAUUUGGUGAAUGGUCUCUUGCCUCUGGUGUUCCAAACAGUGACUCUUGGUUAAAAGAAAUGAUGGAUACUCAAGUCGCUAUUUACAAAACGGGUGGUGCUGGUGGUACCUUUUGGGCUCUUAAAAACAAUAUCAAUUCAAGUGUGUGGUCAUUUGAACAACUUGUCAAUGAAGGUAUCAUCAAUGCUACCACCUAUUUAUAUCAUACCAAUGCUCAAUGUUAGCAAUAUCAUUAUAAAUAAAUAAAUAAAAAAAAAGUAUUAAACUAUAAAUUAAUAUUUAUUUUCUUUUUCUAAAUAUGCAUAUACCAAGUAAUGUAUACAAAUAUA